Molecule: messenger RNA, 5286 nt
Organism: Peromyscus eremicus (cactus mouse)
Lineage: Eukaryota; Metazoa; Chordata; Mammalia; Rodentia; Cricetidae
Gene: Mcf2l
Product: MCF.2 cell line derived transforming sequence like
Exons: 31
Coding region: 211-3735 (1174 amino acids)
Biological process (GO): positive regulation of Rho protein signal transduction; intracellular signal transduction
Cellular component (GO): cytoplasm; extrinsic component of membrane
Molecular function (GO): guanyl-nucleotide exchange factor activity; protein binding
Source: RefSeq, a predicted model, not a curated record
CAGGACAUCGAAUCCGAAUGAAUCUGAGACCCUGCGAGGAGCAGGAGCAGGCGCCGCAGCCCGCGGCACUCAGAGGCCAGCACUGCGUAGUGUCCCCACUCAGCAGCCCAAGAUGGAGCUCCGCCGCCGCCGCCGGCUUCCUUUGUGCACCCCGGGCGGGCUUGCCAGCAAACAGGUCGCCGACUCCUGACCGGUGGUGAGGGCGACAGCAUGACUUUGAGCCUCAUCUCCCUGCUGUCCCAGGACGUCACAGCCCUGUGGCUCCUGCUGAAGACAAGUGCAGAUGAAAUCAUGCACCAAGACAUCGUCCCGCUCUGUGCUGCUGACAUCCAGGAGCAGCUGAAGAAGCGCUUUGCCUACCUGUCUGGUGGGCGGGGACAGGACGGAAGUCCGGUCAUCACCUUCCCCGACUACCCAGCCUUCAGUGAGAUCCCGGACAAGGAGUUCCAGAAUGUCAUGACCUAUCUCACCAGCAUCCCCAGUUUGCAAGAUGCUGGCAUUGGAUUCAUCUUGGUCAUAGACCGAAGGCAGGACAAAUGGACCUCCGUGAAGGCAUCGGUCCUGCGAAUAGCCGCGUCUUUCCCAGCAAACCUGCAGCUCGUCCUUGUUCUCCGGCCCACGGGCUUUUUCCAGAGGACCCUCUCCGACAUCGCCUUCAAGUUCAACCGAGAUGACUUUAAGAUGAAAGUACCCGUCAUGAUGCUGAGCUCAGUGCCAGAGCUACAUGGCUACAUUGAUAAAUCCCAGCUGACCGAGGACCUCGGGGGGACCCUGGACUACUGCCACUCCAGGUGGCUGUGCCACCGCACUGCAAUUGAAAGCUUUGCCCUGAUGGUGAAGCAGACGGCCCAGAUGCUGCAGACCUUUGGGACCGAGCUGGCUGAAACAGAACUGCCCAACGAUGUCCAGUCAACCAGCCUGGUGCUCAGCGUUCACACAGAGAAGAAGGCAAAAGCGAAGGAGGAUCUUCAGCUGGCGCUGAAGGAGGGGAACGGCAUCCUCGAGAGCCUCAGGGAGCCACUGGCUGAGAGCACUUCCCACAGCGUGAACCAAGACCAGCUGGACAAUCAGGCCACCGUGCAGAGGCUCCUGGCCCAGCUGAAUGAAACCGAAGCCGCCUUUGACGAGUUCUGGGCAAAGCAUCAGCAGAAGCUGGAACAGUGUCUGCAGCUGCGGCAUUUUGAGCAAGGCUUCCGGGAGGUCAAAACCACCUUGGAUUCCAUGUCUCAGAAGAUAGCCGCCUUCACGGACGUUGGCAACAGCCUGGCACACGUGCAGCACCUCCUGAAGGACUUGACCAGCUUUGAGGAGAAGUCCAGCGUGGCUGUGGACAGGGCCCGAGCCUUGUCCCUGGAGGGUCAGCAGCUGAUUGAGAACAAGCACUACGCUGUAGACUCCAUCCACCCCAAGUGUGAGGAGCUCCAGCACCUCUGUGACCACUUCGCCACUGAGAUCACCAGGAGGAGGGGCCUUCUCAGCAAGUCCUUGGAGCUGCACAGCCUCCUGGAGAUGUCCAUGAAGUGGUGUGAUGAGGGGAUCUUCUUGCUGGCCUCACAGCCUGUGGACAAGUGCCAGUCCCAGGAUGGCGCAGAGGCCGCCCUCCAGGAAAUCGAGAAGUUUUUGGAGACUGGUGCAGAAAAUAAGAUUCAGGAGCUCAAUAAGAUUUACAAAGAAUACGAAUGCAUCCUCAACCAGGACCUUCUGGAACACGUGCAAAAAGUCUUUCAGAAGCAAGAGAGCACUGAGGAGAUGUUCCACCGCAGGCAGGCCAGCCUGAAGAAACUGGCAGCCAAGCAGACGCGGCCUGUGCAGCCUGUGGCCCCCCGGCCGGAGGCGCUCACCAAGUCCCCCUCCCCGUCACCAGGCUCCUGGCGAAGCUCUGAGAACUCCAGCUCUGAGGGCAGUGCACUCCGCAGAGGGCCCUACAGGAGAGCCAAGAGUGAAAUGAGUGAGACCCGGCAAGGCCGCACCAGCUCCACGGGGGAGGAGGAAGAGAGCCUGGCCAUCCUGCGCAGACACGUGAUGAAUGAGCUCCUGGACACGGAACGGGCCUACGUGGAGGAGCUGCUCUGUGUCUUAGAGGGCUAUGCUGCAGAGAUGGACAACCCCUUGAUGGCACAUCUCAUCUCAACAGGCCUGCAAAACAAGAAGAGCAUUCUGUUCGGAAACAUGGAGGAGAUCUAUCACUUCCAUAACAGAAUAUUCCUGCGGGACCUGGAGAGCUGCAUAGACUGCCCAGAGCUGGUGGGGAGGUGCUUUCUGGAGAGGAUGGAGGAGUUCCAGAUCUACGAGAAGUACUGUCAGAACAAGCCGCGGUCCGAGAGCCUGUGGAGACAGUGCUCCGACUGUCCCUUCUUCCAGGAGUGCCAGAAGAAGCUGGACCACAAGCUGAGCCUCGACUCCUACCUGCUGAAACCUGUGCAGAGAAUAACCAAGUACCAGCUGCUGCUCAAGGAAAUGUUGAAAUACAGCAAGAACUGUGAGGGGGCUGAGGACCUGCAAGAGGCGCUGAGCUCCAUCCUGGGCAUCCUCAAGGCGGUGAACGACUCCAUGCACCUCAUCGCCAUCACUGGCUAUGAUGGAAACCUCAGUGACCUGGGGAAGCUGCUGAUGCAAGGUUCCUUCAGUGUGUGGACAGACCACAAGAAGGGCCACACCAAGGUGAAGGAGCUAGCCAGGUUCAAGCCCAUGCAGCGGCACCUGUUUCUGCACGAGAAGGCUGUCCUCUUCUGCAAGAAGAGGGAGGAAAACGGGGAGGGAUAUGAGAAGGCUCCUUCCUACAGCUACAAGCAGUCCUUGAAUAUGACAGCGGUUGGCAUCACAGAGAACGUGAAAGGUGACGCCAAGAAGUUUGAGAUCUGGUACAACGCAAGAGAGGAGGUUUACAUCAUCCAGGCACCGACUCCUGAGAUUAAAGCGGCAUGGGUGAAUGAGAUUCGGAAGGUUCUGACCAGCCAGCUCCAGGCCUGCCGUGAGGCCAGCCAACACAGGGCCCUGGAGCAGUCCCACAGCCUGCCUUUGCCUGCGCCAUCCAGCACCAGUCCCACAAAAGGAGGGACCUCAAGAAAUGUCAAGAAGCUCGAAGACAGGAAGACGGACCCACUGAGCCUGGAAGGAUAUGUGAGCUCGUCAUUGCCAAAGCCCCCUGAGAAGGGCAAAGACGAUGCGGUCCCUAGUUCUACCUCUGAAAGCUCUGCGCUUUCCAGAAAGCGCUUCACGCUGCAGGGCUUGGCUAACCUCAAAGGUCAGAAAGCCUCUCCGACCAGUCCUGACAAAAAAGCUAAGCGGCAUGAAGUCAAGAGCGACCCGACCCCCUUUGGUUUGCGAGGCUGGAGCAAAACAUCCCACUCACUGGAGGCCCCUGAAGAAGAUGGAGGCUGGUCCAGUGCUGAGGAGCUCAUCAAUUCCUCUGAUGCAGAAGAAGAUGGUGGAGUGGGCCCUAAAAAGCUGGUUCCGGGUAAAUACACGGUGGUGAUGGAUGACGAGAAGGAGGGCCCUGACACGCUUGCCAUGAGGACCGGAGAUAUGGUGGAGGUCGUGGAAGAGGGCGCCGAGGGCCUCUGGUAUGUCCGGGACCUGACCAGCAGCAAGGAGGGAUGGGUGCCAGCCAGCAGUCUGUCCACCCUCCUGGGCAAAUCCAGCUCGGCUCAGUGUCUGAGCAGCUCAGGUAAGACCUACUGUGCGCGCCAGCUGUGCCCUGAGCCUGCCAAGAUCCUCAGCCCGGAGCCUGUUUAAAGGCAGAGGUUUCUAGGUGUGCAGAGGAAAGGGCCAGAGCCGAAGUCUGUCUCCGCUGGUUUCCCGCAGACUCCAGUCCAGGGUCAGCCGUGCUGAGUAACUCCUCCAGCUGCAGCGAGGGCUGCUCCACCCCCUUCUCCGAGCUCCAGGGAUAGUGGCCAGGCCUCUGCGGCAGGCGCUCGAGGCCACCGUGCAGUAGACCAGCAUGCAGAUCUCUAAGUUUUCUUUUGCUUGGGCUUGCUUAGUGUGGGAGGGGAUGGUGCUCGGAGACAUCUGGACAGGAGGACCCUAUCAGCCGUGGGCUUCAGAGGACACUGGGGCCUUGGCACCACGACUCCAUUGCAUGUGCAGAAGCCAGGAGACCACAGUCCACCACCAAAGCUACUUUCAAAACUCCAGAGUGGACAGAGGAGGGGCUAUGGGUCAGGAGACCCCUGUGCAGAAAUGUGGGAGAGGCCCCUUCUCAUAUUUGGGCAGCCAACAGACCCUGCUGUGCAGCCUCUCCAAGGUGUCCUGACCUCUCUGGUGCUCUCUAUGGGAACAUCAUUCCGAGGAAGGCACUUCUAACAGGAGUGGACAGUUUGCUACCAACAGCCCAGGAGGGGAAUCAAGGGACUCUUGUCUUUUAUAAGUUUUUGACUUUUUUUUUAAACAGGGAUUAAUCCCACGGCCAUUUUUUUGUGGUACUCUGGCCUCAAAUCUUUACCAAGAAUCACUGUGUUUACAUGAAAUGACAAUUUGAUACCGUAUUUGAUAUAAAACUAUUUUUUGUUACUGGGGUUUACAUCGAAGCAUGUUGUUUAUACAACUAAAUGAUUUCUGGGGCACUCUCACUGAGACCUGGCACUCCCUGGAACACAUCAGUCCCAGGUGAAGGAAGGCCCGGUAAGUCAGCGGACGUCUCCUCCACCAGAAACAGUUGGAAAUCACUGAGAGUCUCACAUCUGCAUAGGUUUUGUUUUCACAAGAAAUGUAAAGUAUAAUUUAAAAUAUUAACCUUCUUUUCUACAAUAAAAGGGAGACUCUCCAUUUUUUAAAAGAAUGUCAUUAAAUUAGGAUAUUUUUAUUGUUUUUAAAGAAGAUGUAAAAAUCCAUGCUGUCAGCCAUCCUCAGCAACAUGGGCACUGGCUGCUUCUCCAUGUCAGGGCAGGCCCCUCUUCCCCUCCCCUAGCUCUCGGGGGACCUGCAGCCUUCAUUCAAGUCACGGCAGAAUUGCCAUGAAAACCAUUGUUUUUUCCCCCUUUGUGUGUGUGUCUGAGAAACAAAUUCUGUUCUUUGGAAACGUUCUGUGCCUGGUAGGGCCGAUAUUUUUAUAUGUAUGUAUAUAUGUUCAUGUGUGUACAUAUGGUCUGGGUGUAAAGGAUGUAUUUAUGGCCUCAUGCUGCCGAACAUCUGUCACUUUACGGUCCCUCCCUGUCUCCUCACCCCGCUGCCAUGGGAGGCCACCGAGGCUCGUUCACCACUGUACGUCCAGGUAAAAUGCCCUCCUCCCCCCGCCCUACGGCUUGCAGAGCCAUUACUGGCCACACCUUCAGAGAAUGGUAACAAAAU